CAUUGAUACAGAAAGUAGAAGUUCUAAUAAAGCUUUUCCCAAGUUCCAUUCUCUCUUUUUCCUUUAAAAAAAAAAAAAAUCCAUUCUCUUUUAGUACUCCCUUUUCCAUGAUCAAGCCAUAGGUUGAGUUUCCAAUGGCUUCCAUGUGCACUGAAAAAGCCUGUACAUCCUUCUCAUCGUCAUCUUCUUCUAAUCCUCUAUGGAAAUAUGAUGUUUUUCUUAGUUUCUAUGGUGAGGACACCCGUAAGAAUUUUACGGAUCAUCUAUAUGCUACUUUGAAACAAAAAGGUAUUAACACUUAUAGAGAUAAUGAAAAUCUUGAGCAAGGAAAACCCAUUGCUUCUGGGCUCAUGAAAGCAAUAGAAGAAUCCAAGUAUGCAAUUAUCGUUCUCUCAAAAAACUAUGCUUUUUCAAAGUGGUGCUUGAAUGAACUUGUUAAAAUUCUUGAAUGCAUGAAAGACAAGGAGCUGAAAGUUCUGCCCGUUUUCUACCACGUAAAUCCCUCUGAUGUUGGGAAUCAGAGGGAGACUUUUGGGAAAGCAUUUCUCAAGCAUGAAGAAGAUCGCAAGGUUAGCAUAGAACAGAUACAAAAGUGGAGAACUGCACUAAAAGAAGUGAGCAAGAUCCGCGGAUGGCAUUUGUUGGAUAGUCAUGAAUCAGAAGAUAUUCAGGAAAUCACAAAAAACAUAUUUGAUGAAUUGAAUCAUGAAAUCCCAAAUGAUCAUGAGCACCUUGUUGGUAUAAACUCACGUGUGAAGGAGAUGAUGAACUUAUUUAGUACAAUGUCAGAUGCUGUGCACUUCAUAGGGAUUUGGGGGAUGCCAGGGAUUGGUAAAACCACUUUAGCACUUGCCAUUUAUGGCAGAAUUUGUCAUCAAUUUGAAGCUAGCUGCUUUAUUCGUGAUGUUAGAGAAACAAUUGAAAAAGAAAAAGCUGGUCUAGUUAAUUUACAAAAACAACUUCUUUUUAAGACUUAUAGCAUUUGGCACAUAUCCCACAUCUACUGUGGGUGCUCUAAGAGUGCUAUUUGCAUUAGCUCAUUAGCAACUUCUACAGUCUACAGUCUAGAGUUUGUAGACAAAGUAAAAUGCGAGAUGGCAGAGGCUGAUUGGAUGGACCACGUUGUAUUGUCAGACAUAUCUCUUUUGCCUUCGGCUAAGCAUGACAGCAGAGAAGCAUCGUGGGUAGGGCUGUCCAAAGACUUGGCCAACCCGACCCACCUGCCGCCGCCGACCGAACCCGACUCGCCGCCGACCGAUUCGACUUCUCCGGCGGUCGGCGACGGGUUUGUUUCUCCAAAACCCGAAUUUGGCGGGUCGGAGGUCGGUUUUCCCUCUCCAGAAUCCGAUCAAACCGACCUGACCGACCCACAAGAUUUUUGGCGCUAUUUGUUUAAGACCUUGAAGGUAAAAGAAGAAAACAUAUGGGACUAUCAUGAGGGGAUCAAAAUCAUAAAGACUAGACUAUCCAAUAAGAAGGUUCUUAUUGUUAUUGAUGAUGUUGACAAAGUUGAACAACUACAGGCAUUAGCAGGGAGUUGUGAUUGGUUUGGCCUAGGGAGUAGGAUCAUUAUCACAAGUAAAGAUAAGCACUUGCUAAUAAGGCAUCAUCGGGAUACUAUUGUACAUAGGGCAAAUGGAUUAGAUAAUGAUGAAGCCUUGGAGCUCUUCAGUUGGAUUGUGUUUAACCAAACCUAUCCUAAAAAAGAUUUUGAGGAUUUGUCCAAUGGUUUUGUGAAGUAUGCUAAUGGGCUUCCUAUAGCUCUUAAAGUUAUGAGUUCCUCCUUGAUUGAUAGACCAAGAGAGGUAUGGGAAGAUUACCUACAUCAAUUAGAAGAAAUCCCUGAAGGAGAAAUUCUUGAUAAACUUGAAAUAAUUUAUAGGGGAUUGAAUGAAAUAGAACAAAAUCUAUUUUUGGAUAUUGCGUGUUUCUUCAAAGGGGAGGAUAAAAACCGAGUGGUACACAUAGAAGGUUUUGGUUGCGAGAAGAAUAUAGAAACUCUCGAGGACAAAUCUCUCAUUGCCAUUUUAGGGGGAAAAUUAUGGCUGCAUGAUUUAAUACAAGAGAUGGGUUGGAGAAUUGUUCGUCGUGAAUCACCUCAAGAGCCUGGAAGACAGAGUAGGUUGUGGUUUGUUAAGGAUGUGUUUCAUGUGCUGAAGGAAAAUACAGGAACAGAAGUUGUAGAAGGCAUAGUUCUUGAUUUUCAGGGAACAGAAGUUGUAGAAAGCAUGGUGCUAAACUCGCCUCCACGUAAAAAAAACUUGAAUGACAAAGCCUUCUCAAAUAUGAAAAGUCUAAGGUUGCUUAAAAUUUCUAAUGUGCACCUUCCUACAGGCCUCAAUUUUCUUUCUAAUAAGUUAAGAAUGAUGGAGUGGCACGAUUAUCCUUUGAAAUUCAUGCCGAUCAAUUUUCAACCGGACAAUCUUGUUGAACUCAUCAUGCCUCGCAGCCACAUUGAGCAAUUACCAGAGGGACUUACUAACUCGGCCAAGUUAAGACUCCUGGAUCUUAGCGACUCUAAAGUCUUAGCCAAGACUCCUAACUUCAUCGGAUGCCCAAAUCUGGAGAGGCUGAUUUUUCAAGGAUGUACAAGUUUGUAUGAGCUUCACCCAUCUGUCGGAGCUCUCAAUAAGCUUACUUUGUUAAAUCUGAAAGAUUGCAGAAGUCUUACUGGCCUCCCUUGCGAAAUAAACUUGAAAUCUCUAAAAAUUUUUAUUCUAUCUGGCUGUUCAAGUCUCAAGAAGUUUUCAGAGAUUGGAACUAAUAUGACAAUCUUGUCAGAGCUGUAUUUAGAUGGGAUUGCUGUGGAAGAAUUGCCAUCAUCACUCAAGCGUUUGACUGGCAUGACGGUCUUGAGUCUUCAAGGUUGCAAAAACCUUUCAAGUUUUCCAAGUGUCAAUUUGCCGUCUCUGAAAACUCUUAAUCUAUCGGGAUUUAAGUAUCAACCACCUAAAUCCUGCCUUUCGCACGGAUUCUCUCUCGUCCGUGCUGCACAUGCUUUUUUCCAAGGUUGCUUCCCUAUCCAAGAGGCCAUCAACCUGUUGUUGCCUAGGUUAAGAUUUAUUGUAUCUCUAAAUCUAGCUGACCGCAAUUUAUGGGACGGAGGACUCCCUGAUGAUCUUAGUGGCUUAUCCUCGUUGCAGGAACUGGAUUUGAGCGAAAACAACUUUAAACGCCUGCCUGAUAGUAUUUCUCAGCUUUCUAAGCUUAAAUCUCUUAAGAUGAAUGAAUGUAGCAGGCUUCAAUCAUUGCCAGACCUUCCGUUAAGUGUAGGAUAUGUAAGGGCAGGAAGAUGUCCUUUAUUGGAAAAGUAUUCAAAUCGGGAUGUUGCAUGGACUUCGGGUGAGACAGGGUUCACUAUGGUUGUUUGUAACAACAAGGAUGAUGACCAGAAGUGUUCAAUCCGCAUUCCGAUCUUACCAUACGAUGACUUGGACCCAUCCUUCGAAAGAUUUGUUGAGGGUGAAAUUCAGAAAAAUAAGUGCUUCUGCGACUUUUCAAAUUCAACUGGAACUCCAGAGUGGUUCAGCCAUCAGAGCCCUGGGUCAUCUGUAAUAAUUCCGCUACCUUCUGAUCUGCGUGAUGAUAGUAGUUGGAUAGGGAUUGCUUUGUUUACUAGUGUUGUAAUCCUUGAAAAUUUGAACAAUGUUUCUUCUGCUCAGGAUGAUGAAGUUUCUAUUGACUUUAUUUGUAGAUCAGACAUAAUUGAAGUUUCACGAAUAAAUUGUCUCUUAAACGUCACUGGAUAUCUACCUGUACCCCUUUUCCAUGCUAGUUCAUUUGGAUUGAAGAUACUUAUUCCAGUCGGGAUACUUAAAGACCAUUUAAAGGAUUGCAGUUGCAUUAGGGCUUUUAUUAGGAGCAAGUGCACUUAUUUCGAGAUCAAAACUUGUGGUGCGCGUGUACUGUACGAGCAAGAUCUGGUAAAGUUUAUACGAGCUAGUGGCAAGAUGAAGCAAAUAUCUAGAUGGUGUCAGGAAGAAGAUCAGCAAAAUAAAAGCUUUUUAGAGUUUUCAAAUUCAACUGAAAUUCCAGAGUGGUUCAGCCAUCAGAACCUUGGGUCAUCUAUAAGAAUGCCACUACCUUUGGAUCUGCAUGAUAAUAGUAGUUGGCUAGGGAUUGCUCUGUUUGCUGUUGUUGUAGUCCAUAAAAAUUUGAACAGUCAGGAUUAUAAAAUUUUUAUCGAAUUUAAUUGUAGACCAGACAUGGUUGAAGGCCCUGUAGAUAGAUGUACCUUGGACCUUAACAUCUCGGAAUUCGUACCUGAACCCCUUCGCCAUGAUGGUUCAUUUAGUUUUAAGUUAUUUGUUCAAGCUUGGCUACUUAGAGACCUUAUAAAGGAAUGCAGUUGGAUUAGCACUUUGAUUACAAGUGACAGCCCUUAUGUCAAGAUCAAGAUGUGUGGUGCCGGUGUAGUUUACAAGCAAGAUCUGGAAAAGUUUGUACAAGCUGAAGGCAAGAUCAAUCAAAGAUCCAAAUGCCAGAUGGAUAAGGUGGAAUCUAGUCAGUCCAACGACCGGCUUAAAAGAAAGCUAAUGUCAUUGCUUUUAAGAGUGUAUCAGGGAGACUUGGCUCGAAACCAUAAAUAUGAUUAUGUCUUUCCUCAUACGACAGUCCCAGACUGGUUCAGUAAUCGAAGUUUUUGUUCUGACAUAAGAAUUAGACUCCCCCCCAAUUUGCAGUGUGAUGGGAGAUGGAUGGGAAUCGCUGUGUGUGCUUAUUAUACUGUCCACAAGCAACCAGCAAUUUCUGGUGACAAUAAGAAUUUAACAAGUUUUCUCAACUUUUAUAAUCCUUUAAUUAGCCGUCGAGUUCACCUCACUCGACACAGAGUCUUUCAGGAAUCUAAAGACAUUUUUGUUGAGUCAUCCCAUCGAAUUUUGGUUAAAGAGUGUGGACUCCGCCUUUUAUACGAGCAAGAUGUUGAAAAAUUUGUGCAAACAUUAGCCCAGUGCAUGUUAGAAAGUCCAGAUGCCUAUCAUGAGUUUUUUUAUCAAAAUUUGUUACAUCAAGUUGAGGAAAGGGAGGCAAGCAAAGAUUUUGGUUUCUCUUCCUCACUGCAAAGGAUGCCUCAACCCAUGCCCAUCCUUCAACCAAGUAUUGAAAAUAUAGCAGAGGGCUGUACCUCUUCGGAAACAAGUCCGAGCUCUUUUAUUGGUUUUCUCGCAACAGCUAGGAAAGAGCAAUGUGCAAGUAUUAUGUCAAGUGAAUCUUUGAUCAAAGCACGUUUAGAGAAAAAUUUCGAUGAGGGUGAAAUUUUCCAUUGCUGUUUUGCUGAGCGUGAAAUCCCACAGUGCUCAGUUCCAGAUUUGUCUGUAGAGAGUUUUGGGAUCAAUCUUGUAUACCGGCAUAACAUGGAAGAGUUAAGGCAAAUACUGGUGCAAUGCUCUGCCCCAUUUGAUAGCUUCCUUGACUCCUGCAAUCCCCGGGAAUUCUGCGAUAUAUGGCAUAAUCAUCCUGAGGUAUUCAUUGGAACAAAGAACUCUUAUGAGGAACUACACCCCCAAAGGUUAUUCAUUUCUCAGGAGGAGACUAGUGUAACUGCUCAAUAUUCUUAUGAGGAGGAUUCAUACCCUCACAAUUGUUUCCGGUACUUUCAUCCAUCCACUUUAUAUAAUUCUUGUUUCCCAACAAGAAGAACUCCAAGGUGGUUUAAUCAUCAUUGUCGUCUUGGGCACUCGGUGACAAUUGAGAUACCCCCAAAUUUGUACGAAGACAACAAUUGGUUGGGGCUCGCUCUAUAUGCUUUUAUUUUAAUCCCCAGGGAUCAAGAAAAUGCAGUUUCAGCAAAUUCAUCUCACUUUCUAUAUUGUCAAUUCCAAAAGAGUAAAGCUAGUCUAGACAAUCAAAUCCUUGUUUGCCGCACCACUGAUGAAGAAAACAACUGGUUACAUCUAUUGUUUGGACUCAUUUGGAUAUCUUAUAUACCUGGUGAGGCCUUGAAGGAUAUGCUGCAUCAAUGUGGCCACAUUAAGGCUUCGUUUGUUAGUGAUUGGCCAAGCGUGAUGGUGCAAAAAUGUGGGCUUCGUCUUUUGUACCAGCAUGAUCUGUCACAGUUUGAGCAACAACUAAAACAUUGCAAUGCUUCCAUUUCUGCACUUCGGGAUUUCAUAUGUCAAUUUAGCCGUAGUGACACGAUACAAGAGGAAGGAUGGACGCAUAUGCCUAACAUUCCUAACGAAGUUGUAUCUCCACUCAAUAAAUAUGACCAGCUGGGUGGGCACUCUGAAUAUUCAUUUUGUUUUCCCCCAGUGGAAAUUUUACAUCGUUUCAAUUAUCAUAGUAAUGAGCCAUCAGUGAAAAUUGAUAUAUCCAAUGCUUUUUUCAAUGACAACAAAUGGAUGGGACUUGUUUUAUGUGCUUAUUUUUCAAGCGAUAAGCAUCAAACUGCAAUUAUUGAAGAUCCUUCAUCGAUUUCUCACCAUCUUAUUUGUAUUUUGGAAACGGACCUAGCUGGUCCAGAGCUAGGAAUCUAUGUCCACCGCACCAGUAAAAAAGAUUUUACGUGGCUAGAUAUUGAGGGUGGAUUUCUUUGGCUGUGCUAUAUUCCAUAUUGUCCGUUUCUAGAGAAGUUCAAUGAAUGCAGUUGCAUCAAGGCUUCAAUUAUAAGCGAUUGGUCAGGUAUCAUUGUGCAAAAAUGUGGGCUUAGUUUCUACCAUGAGGGUGAUGAUUGGUUUCAGAAAAUAAUAGAUCAUUGCAUUAUGGAAAACCAACAUGAAUCUCAAUAUUUCAUCGAUCAAUUAACAGCUCGUUAUAAAGUGAAAAUUAGUAGAGAUACAAAUCAGCUCUCCCAAAGCCACUUGCCGGGCUUUGAUGGAUCCUGUGACUAUAAUUCUUGUUGCCCUCCAACUGAAAUUCCGCAUUGGUUCCACAUUCAAAGUGAUGAGUCCCACGUGACAUUCAGACUUACUCGAGAAUUGCAAAAUAGAAGUACUUGGCUGGGAGUUGCUCUAUGUGCAGUUUUUUUAGUUACAACGGAUGUGGCUAGUUGCAAACUUAUUUGUCACUUGCAAGCAAGUAAUGGCCUGAGUGUGAAACCUCGCCAUAUCUAUUGGCCAACUAAAGAAAAUCUCAUGAUGUCACUGCUAGGAGGAUUCACUUGGCUGACCUACAUACCACGUGGGUCGUUUCCUGAUUGGCUAUAUGAUUGUGCCUUCAUUAAGGUUUCAUUUGAGACAAAUUGCCAUGACUUGAAGGUGCAGAAGUGUGGCCUUCGUCUAUUGUACCAGGACUCGGUGGAAGAGUUCAAGAACUGCAUGAAGCCCGAGUCUGAUUUUUUGGGCAUCCUUGAUCAAAAAAAGACUGAGAAUAUAAAUAGACAAAUUUGGUCUGGGAUUCAGAAUGUAAUCCGCAAAACUGACACACUGGGCUGUGAUGGAUGCAUUUUCUAUAAUUCCCGUUUGCCUUCAAGUGAAUUUUUGGAGUGGUUCAAUCAUCGGAGCGAUGAGCCCCGGUUGAAAAUCCCUCUACCUCCAAAUUUGUACAAUGAUAGUACUUGGAUGGGUUUGAUAUUACUUAUGGCCUCGUAUAUCAUUUGCAAACCAAUGUUGGUAGUGUGA
Molecule: messenger RNA, 7559 nt
Organism: Quercus lobata
Lineage: Eukaryota; Viridiplantae; Streptophyta; Magnoliopsida; Fagales; Fagaceae
Exons: 18
Coding region: 135-7559 (2474 amino acids)
Biological process (GO): defense response; signal transduction
Molecular function (GO): protein binding; ADP binding
Source: RefSeq, a predicted model, not a curated record